Molecule: messenger RNA, 948 nt
Organism: Clarias gariepinus (North African catfish)
Lineage: Eukaryota; Metazoa; Chordata; Actinopteri; Siluriformes; Clariidae
Gene: foxd5
Product: forkhead box D5
Exons: 1
Coding region: 1-948 (315 amino acids)
Biological process (GO): cell differentiation; regulation of transcription by RNA polymerase II; anatomical structure morphogenesis
Molecular function (GO): RNA polymerase II cis-regulatory region sequence-specific DNA binding; DNA-binding transcription factor activity, RNA polymerase II-specific
Source: RefSeq, a predicted model, not a curated record
AUGAUCCUCUCAGUGGAAGAAGCGGCUCAGCACGCAGCCACCUCCUCGGAAGAGGAAAUAGACAUCGUCGGGGGAGAUGGAGAAGAGUAUUUCCUACCUUGCCGGGACACUGAUGACUCACCGGCGGAGGUGGACACUUCAGAAGCUGACUCCUCCGGGGAAAGCGAGGUCACGACCCCGAGCCGUCCAACGAGCGGCUCUGUGAAACCUCCAUACUCCUACAUCGCUCUCAUCACCAUGGCCAUCCUGCAGAGCCCCAUGAAGAAACUCACGCUCAGUGGCAUCUGCGACUUCAUCAGCAACAAGUUCCCCUACUACAAGGCAAAGUUUCCGGCGUGGCAGAACUCCAUCCGGCACAACCUGUCGCUCAACGACUGCUUCGUCAAGAUCCCCAGGGAGCCGGGGAACCCGGGCAAGGGCAACUACUGGUCUCUGGACCCUGCUUCAGAGGACAUGUUCGACAACGGCAGCUUCCUGAGGAGGAGAAAGAGGUUUAAGAGGAGUCGCCCAGAAUACUGUAAAGACGGACUUGUGCUUUAUCCCGGGGCCAGUGCUCGAUCAUACGGAAGGCCUUACUGUGUGACAGGACGUCCUCUAACGCAACCUCUCGGAUACACCACGUGUCCGUAUUUCCCCUAUCAGAGUGUGGCCGAUGUUAAGGGCCUCCAAGCCGGGGAGCCGGGGCCUCAGGGGCGCCUCACCUUCCCCGAGCAAGGGCCCGAGCGCCAGACGCAGAAGUGCUCUUUUACAAUCGACAGCAUCAUGGCAAAAUCAGACAGUCCAACAGUCAGAACCCCUGUCCUCCAGAUGCCAGUCGAUUACGGACAUGUCUUCUCGCGGUCUGCUUCCUGUAUGGUUCCCGGAUUUCUACCAGUGACACGGACUCCCUUUGCUUUGGCCACAGUGCCUUUUACAGAAAAUGUACCCAUGCUCUAUCCUAACUGCUGA